UUUGCGGCAGGAAUUGUUUAGUGAAAAUCGUUUCUGUAAUCGUUUAGAAUUAAAAUAUGCCUAUCCAAAAGAAGAAAGUGAAAAAAGAUAAAAGUGAGGUGAAACCGGCGGGCACCAACAUCAAACAGGAACCGGAGGAGUUGAAGCCGCUGGGCGAAUAUAUUGACGACCGGCUGGAGCUAAUCCGGCAGGUGUUUUCGUGUGUGAAGCCGAAAGAAAUCAACUAUCUGCUGCCGGAUUUUCUGGAAGGAAAGUCAAACGAUAUCAUCAAGGAACGAUGCCUGGAUGAACUACUGGGAAUCUCGACGAAGCGCUUGCGCUCCAUCAUCAACAACACCAAGUGUCCCACGGACACAGAAUCCGACUCGGAGAAUUCGGACCUAGAAAAGAUCGAAGAACACAUUUCGCUGGAUGAGAUUUCUUCCGAUUCCGAUGCGGAUGGAAAACGUUCCGGCAAGAGCGGAGCGGCAAGAGACAAACGCAAGGCUAAUGCCGAAAACAGUAAACCAGCGGACGAGAGAAAUGGUGGAGAUGCCAAGAGUGAAAAGGAAAUGACUGUUCUCGAGUUGCUGGAGUUGCAAGCCCGGGCACGUGCCAUUCGAUCUCAGCUAGCCCUGGAACCGGUCACAAAGAUUGAGAUCGAUUCCGAGCAUGAAGACGAGGACGCUCGCCAGGCUGAUGUCGACACGGAUGAGGAAACAAAUCGGGUCACACGCAAACGUGCUUCACCGAAAACGGUCGCGGCCAGCUCGGUAGAAAAUGGGAAACAACCGAAAACGGAAAACUCAACGACAGAGCAGCAACCGCGGAGAGUUCGCUUGAAGAGAAACUUCCGCGUCCGGCAAGCAGGCGACGAUGAUAGCGAUGCCGAUGAGGUUUCCAGUAACGCGGCGGAAAAAUUGCCCACACCGGCAGCAUCAGAACCUGAGCCAUGCCCCGAACCGAAUCAAGUGGAAACCGUUGAGCUCACGAGUGAAAAGACGGCUUCCGUUGAGGUACAAAAAGAGUCGAAUGAACCGAAAGACACGGAAAAGGCUGCUGACGGAACAGAACCAAAUCCAACUCCAACGCCUGCUGUUGUUGAAAAGAACUCCGAAGUGGUUGCGGACUCUGACACGACUGCGACAAAAGAGGUGACCACGACACCGGUUCCAGGUACGUCACCGGCUCCAGCAGCAGAUUCGGCAUCAGCUCCGGUUCCUGUCGAAGAAGAUGUGGCCGUCGAAGAACAAAGCAAACAACCGGCUGCCCGUGAUGCGGAUCGUGAGAGCUCCCCAGAGGUAAUACCGGUCGAAGCCAGCCCUGAAACACUUUGCAUUUCGUCCGAUUCGGAAGAGGAACGUUUGGCCAAGCAGCGAGCUUCGAUCUUCGUCGACAACAUUGAGGAACUGGAUCGUCAAGCACAGGAAACAGUUGCGGAACCACCGGAAAAGCCGGCCGAUGAGGAUGAGGAACCGGAAGAAGGAGAAAUCUCCGAAGAAGAAGAAGAACCGCCCGCUCCGGUGGUUGAGGAAAGCGUACCCCAAGAAAAUGCAGCAGAGUCAGCGAAAGAUGCGGACGGCGUUGCUGAUAAUCCUUCACAUGAGUUGAUUGCAGCGGAUGAUAAGAAUGAAGCGGGAGAUACCACGACCGCUGACAAUCCCGUUGCACAACCAACUUCCGAUGACGUGCCAGCAGUUGCAGAAGAAAUCCAAUUGCUAUCCUCCGGCAGCGAAGAGUCAGGAUCGGAGUCCAGCGGUGACUCUGGUUCGGGCAGCUCUGGCUCAAGCGACAGCGAGGCGGAUGAGAAUGAGGAGAAAAAGAAGAAAACUGCCGAACCGACGCAGAAACUCGAUCCAACCCAUGACGAUGCGGAUAUUGUCGAAAUCCACGAUUCCGGCGACGAGAAACUGUUGCUAGAUGACAAACCGGCGGAGCCCGAGAAUCCGGAGGAAAAAUCGUGGAACUCACGCUGGCUCAAGAGUAAUCGAGUAGCCAAGGUAAUGGCGGCCUCACGGCUCGGUAACAAGGUGAGGGAAAAAUUGAAGAAAAAGAAGCAAAUCCAGCAAGCGGAGCAGCAGCAACAGCAGCAGCAGCCCCAACCAGACACAGAAGGCACUGACCCAGCGACGGAAAGCCAGCAAGCGGAAUCAGCGGUUGCCGAGCAACCGUCCAAUGUGGAGGUCGGUUCAGUUGAACACUAUCGGGAGCUGGUAGCGCAACAGGAAACCAAGGAUUAACUCAACGUAAUUUCCAUUCAAUAAACUCCUUUUCGUGAA
Anopheles aquasalis is the source of this 2258-nucleotide messenger RNA. RefSeq lists its product as uncharacterized. Gene Ontology annotation, biological process: regulation of apoptotic process. The record is from RefSeq and is a predicted model, not a curated record. NCBI's taxonomy places the organism in Eukaryota, Metazoa, Arthropoda, Insecta, Diptera, Culicidae.